Eupeodes corollae is the source of this 710-nucleotide messenger RNA. RefSeq lists its product as uncharacterized. The record is from RefSeq and is a predicted model, not a curated record. Lineage: Eukaryota; Metazoa; Arthropoda; Insecta; Diptera; Syrphidae. The coding region runs from base 23 to 643 and encodes 206 amino acids. The transcript is spliced from 2 exons.
CUUAACCUCCACAGUCGAAGAUAUGACUUCUUCAUUUUUACUCUUAUCCUUAUCGGUAGUCCUUGCAGUAACUGCAAUGACACUAGCCGAUGAAAGUCCAGGAUUUUUUCUAAAAAUUACUAAAAAUAUUCCACGUUUGGGUCGUCGUUCGGACAAACAAUUUACAAAUUAUUUUUUCAAAAAUGCAAAACAAAUUCCAAGAAUUGGAAGAAGAAAUGAAUUGGACGAUGACUCUUCACUUCAAGACUCUGACUUGCUCAAAAAGUUGGAUGAAAUGAGUUCUCCUAAGAAACGUUACAUUAAUCCAGCUCCAACAGCACGAGAAUACAGUGUAGUCCAACCAGUCAAUGCAAAUACCUUGAUUGAGCUUAUAGAAAAAGAUGCAAUUCCAAGGGAUAACAUAAAAUUUGUCCAUUGGAAGGAUUUCGAUCGUGCGUUACAGGUUGAUAGUGAUCUGUAUGCAAAAGUUGUCUCAUUGGGGAGAAAGCCUGAUCGUCAAUUAAAAGAGGAUUUGAACUUUGGACGUUUUAUGCCAUUCUUUGGAAAUAAAUAUGGAGGCGAUGAAACUCUUAUCUAUGGUGCUGGUGACAAGGGAAUGUAUUCAGGCAAUGAUAAGGAAUUAGUUAACUAUAAUGAAGUCUAAGAAUUGGAGCAAUUAAAAUAAUAAUUUAUUAAAAAACGCCUGUAAGUUUCACAGGGUGUGGAGUAUU